Messenger RNA from Schistosoma spindalis, 792 nucleotides. NCBI's taxonomy places the organism in Eukaryota, Metazoa, Platyhelminthes, Trematoda, Strigeidida, Schistosomatidae. The record is from the annotation of a GenBank genome assembly.
AUGGUAUUUCUGUCAUCAUUUAAUUUUUCCAAGAGUUCAAAUCAUCUUUUAAGAUGUCCAUUCUCAAAGUUAACAGUAAAUUAUAGUACGAUUAAUAAACGUAGUCCAUUCAUUACUCGUGAUACUUUCAAAAAACGCACGUACUUAUACUAUACAUUAUCGUUUGGUAUAUUUAUGGCUGGUGUCGGAUAUGGUACUGUUCCAUUAUAUCGAUUAUAUUGUAGUAAAGUAGGGGCUGGUACAAAUGCGAAUUUGGCAUUGGCGAAAAGUGAGAAAAUUAAAACUAUGAAACCAGUUAGAGAUCGUGAAUACACUGUAUAUUUCGCUGCUGAUACACAUUCGUUAAUGAAAUGGAAUUUUAAACCAUCACAAAAGGCUUUAAGAAUUGUACCUGGUGAAACAGCAUUGGCAUUUUAUACAGCUGAGAAUCCAACUGAUAAACCUAUUGUUGGCAUUGCUACUUAUUCUGUUGUACCAAUUGAAGCAUCGAAAUAUUUUCAUAAAAUACAAUGUUUCUGUUUCGAAGAGCAACGUCUUAAUCCUCACGAAAAGGUUGAUCUGCCUGUAUUUUUCUUCCUUGAUCCGGAAAUUAGUUCAGAUUGGCGGUUAAAAAGAUGUUCAGAAAUUGUAUUAAAUUAUACUUUCUUUGAAGCCAAAAAAGCUAAAUUUCAUAUUCCAGGAAUCACAACUCCAGAAUAUAAUGAUACACAAAAGUCGGAUAUACUACCUGGGGUAGUUAGUUAGCUGGUUAAACGAUAAAUAAAUAAAUAAACAAAACAAUUUGUAGCGUAC